GUUAGUAUAGUAUCGAACGUGGAAUCAACGACGACGAACGUCCCAAAGGAGAAUUUUGGUGAAGUAAUUCUGAGCAGGGUGUGUUGUUUUGUUACCGUUUAGAGUGCACAAUUGUGAACUGUAAAGUAACCGUUUGAAAAUUAGAUUUUAGAGUUGGUGUGGGAAACGAUAAUUAACCGAAAAAACAACGGUGCUGACAGUCCGUUCGAUAUUUCGAACACUAUUCGGCCCACUGCCACACCCCGCGGCCAUUUUGGUGGAUAACUACCGUGCACAAAGUAUCAAUCAUGGAUCAAAUAACACCCAAGGAAAUUAAGAUCCUUGAAAAUCCUGCCGACAUACAGGAGCGGAGAGAUCAGGUCCUUGGACGCUACGCUAAUUUUAAAUCCGAAGCUCGUUUGAAGCGCGACAAACUUGAGGACUCCCGUCGCUUUCAGUAUUUUAAGCGAGAUGCGGACGAACUCGAGGGAUGGAUUUACGAGAAGCUCCAGGCCGCUUCUGACGAGAGUUACAAAGACCCGACGAAUCUUCAAGCUAAGAUUCAGAAACAUCAAGCGUUCGAAGCUGAGGUAGCUGCGCAUUCCAAUGCCAUCGUAUUGCUAGACAACACAGGCUCAGAGAUGAUAGCUCAGCAUCAUUUCUCCUCUGACGUUAUUCUCAAGAGGCUUGAGGAACUGCAUCGACUUUGGGAACUGCUUCUGUCUCGUUUGGCUGACAAGGGACUGAAACUUCAACAAGCUCUCGUUCUUGUGCAGUUUCUUCGUCACUGUGAUGAGGUCAUGUUCUGGAUCCACGACAAGGAAGCUUUUGUCACUACAGACGAGUUUGGGCAUGACUUAGAGCAUGUGGAAGUUCUCCAGAGGAAAUUUGACGAGUUUCAGAAAGAUAUGGCUAGCCAAGAGUACAGAGUAACAGAGGUCAACGAGCUCGCUGAUAAGCUUCUACUGGAUGGGCAUCCUGAGCGUGACACUAUUCUUCGUAGAAAGGAAGAGCUAAAUGAGUCUUGGCAGAGGUUGAAGCAGCUCGCUAUUCUCAGGCAGGAAAAAUUAUUCGGCGCCCAUGAGAUACAGAGAUUUAACCGAGACGCCGACGAAACUAUGGCAUGGAUCGCGGAGAAGGAUGUUGUUCUGUCCUCUGAUGAUUUUGGCCGCGAUUUGGCUAGCGUUCAGACACUUCAGCGCAAGCAUGAGGGAAUCGAGCGCGAUUUAGCUGCUCUGGAGGACAAGGUGGCCACUCUCGGUGCCGAAGCGGAUCGGCUAGCUGCUAUUCACCAGGCUGAUCAUUCCCAGCAAAUCCAAUCAAAACAUGCGGAAAUAUUGCAGCUCUGGGAGAGCUUGACAGCUAAGGCAAAAGAACGAAGAUCUAAGUUGGACGAGUCCUACUACCUUCAUCGAUUCUUGACCGACUACAGGGAUCUUGUUUCAUGGAUGAACGAUAUGCGAGCCAUUAUAUCUGCUGACGAGCUUGCCAAAGACGUUGCGGGAGCAGAGGCGCUGCUAGAGCGGCACCAGGAACACAAGGGAGAAAUUGACGCACGGAAGGACAGUUUUGACUCGACUGCUCGCGCUGGUCAACAACUUCUUGAUAGGAAACAUUAUGCAGCAGAUGAGGUAGCCAGGAAGUUGGAGUCUCUUGCAGAGGAUAAGAAGUCCCUGUUAGAUCUUUGGGAAAAACGUCGCAUUCUGUAUGAGCAAUGCAUGGACUUGCAGCUAUUUUAUCGGGACACGGAGCAGGCUGAUGCCUGGAUGGCAAAGCAGGAAGCAUUCCUGGCUAACGAAGACCUUGGAGAUUCUCUGGACAGUGUCGAAGCUCUGAUCAAAAAACACGAUGACUUUAACAAGUCUCUGGCUGCUCAGGAUGAAAAAAUCAAAGUGCUGGAUGACUUUGCCCGUAAACUUAUCGAGGGCGAUCAUUACGCGGCUGAAGAUGUAUUCCAACGUCGGCAGCUGUUGCUCGAGCGGCGAGGUGCCCUUCUGGAUAAAUCUGCUCAGAGAAGACAGCGUUUGGCUGAUGCUUACACACUACAACAGUUUGAGAGAGAUUGCGACGAAACCAAGGGUUGGGUGAAUGAAAAACUCAAAUUCGCCACUGACGACAGCUACUUAGACCCAACAAAUUUGAAUGGCAAAGUACAGAAACAUCAAAAUUUCGAGCAGGAGUUGAACGCAAACAACACGCGCAUGGAGGAAAUUCUUAGCACAGGGCAAAAGUUGAUUGACGAAGAACAUUAUGCCAGUGAUCGCAUUCGCGCACGUCUUGACGAAAUCAGUGGCCUUUGGGACAGUCUUGUUCAAGCAACUGACAAAAAGGGAUCUAAAUUGCAAGAGGCUGCACAGCAGCAGCAGUUCAAUCGUACCGUUGAAGAUGUUGAGUUGUGGUUGUCUGAAGUUGAGGGCCAACUCAUGUCCGAAGAUUACGGUAAAGAUUUAACAAGUGUGCAAAAUCUUCAGAAGAAACACGCGCUGCUUGAAGCUGACGUUGGUUCCCAUGCCGAUCGUAUUGAAGGCAUUGCUCAAGCUGCGCAACAAUUUGUUAGUUCAGGACAUUUCGAUGCGGAUAAUAUUAAAACAAAGCAAGAUCAACUUGUGGGCCGAUAUGCCGCGCUGCAAAGACCGAUGAGCAUUAGGAAACAGCGACUUCUUGACUCCCUUCAAGUGCAGCAAUUGUUCCGAGACAUUGAGGAUGAGGAAGCAUGGAUCAGGGAGAAAGAGCCUGUCGCAGCAAGUACUAACCGUGGCCGAGAUCUCAUUGGUGUGCAAAAUUUACAGAAAAAACAUCAGGCCGUUCUGGCGGAAGUAAAUAAUCAUGAGCCCAGAGUAGCUGCUGUUUGCCAAUCAGGAGCAAAAAUGCGUAACGAUGGACAUUUUGCAGCAGAAGAAAUUAGCCAGAGGCUGGCAGCUCUCGACGAUCACUGGGGACAAUUAAAAGAAAAGGCUCGUCAGCGCAAAACAGAUUUAGACGACUCCCUGCAAGCGCAUCAGUACUUUGCCGAUGCAAAUGAGGCGGAAUCAUGGAUGAAAGAGAAACGUCCGAUCGUUUUGAACACCGAUUAUGGCAAAGAUGAAGAUAGCUCGGAAGCUUUGCUCAAAAAGCACGAAGCCCUUGUCAGCGAUUUGGAGGCUUUUGCCAGCACUAUCGGCGCCCUGAGAGAGCAGGCGGCUGCAUGCAGACAGCAGGAAACACCGACUAUAGACAUAGCUGGCAAAGAAUGCGUAGUCGCUCUUUACGAUUAUGCAGAAAAAUCACCAAGGGAAGUCUCUAUGAAGAAAGGCGAUACUCUUACGCUUCUCAAUUCCAAUAAUAAAGAUUGGUGGAAAGUCGAGGUGAACGAUAGGCAAGGCUUCGUCCCAGCUGCUUAUGUGAAACGGGUCGAGCCUGAGGCUGGUCUGAGUGCCUCUCAGCAAAAUCUUGCCAGAGAGCAGAGCUCAAUUGCGGCUAGGCAGGCUCAAAUUCAAGCUCAGUAUGAUGACUUAUUGUAUUUGGCUCACGAGCGUCAGAAUAAACUGAACGAAACCGCCAAAGCGUACGUACUCGUCAGAGAAGCAGCGGAAUUAGCCACUUGGAUCAAGGCAAAGGAAAAUCAUGCCCAGGUUCAAGAUGUUGGCGAAGACUUGGAGCAAGUUGAAGUAAUGCAAAAGAAAUUCGACGACUUCCAGGCAGAUCUUAAGGCAAACGAAGUCCGAUUGGCUGAGAUGAAUGAAAUCGCCGUUCAACUGAUGAGUCUUGGACAAACCGAAGCUGCUCUCAAAAUUCAAACCCAAAUACAAGAUUUGAACGAAAAGUGGACCAGUCUUCAAACCCUGACUGCGGAGAGAGCCAGUCAGUUGGGCUCUGCUCACGAAGUUCAACGAUUCCACCGUGAUGUUGACGAAACGAAAGAUUGGAUUCGCGAGAAGGAUGCUGCAUUGAACAACGAUGACCUUGGAAAGGAUCUUCGCAGCGUUCAAGCUCUCCAACGAAAACACGAGGGUCUUGAACGUGACCUGGCUGCUCUUGGUGAUAAAAUAAGGCAGCUUGAUGAAAUAGCCAAUCGAUUGAUGCAGUCGCAUCCUGAUACCGCAGAACAAACCUAUGCCAAACAGAAAGAAAUCAACGAGGAAUGGACACAGCUGACGGCCAAAGCUAAUAGUAGAAAGGAAAAACUAUUGGACUCUUAUGAUUUGCAGAGAUUCCUAAGCGACUACCGAGAUUUGAUGGCUUGGAUAAACUCGAUGAUGGGACUGGUGGCAUCUGAGGAACUCGCUGGUGACGUGACUGGGGCCGAAGCACUGCUGGAACGUCAUCAGAGCCACAGGGCAGAGAUAGAUGCGCGUUACGGCAUCCUUCCAGAGGAACAUCGCACUGAAAUCGAUGCUCGUGCUGGUACCUUCCAAGCUUUUGAACUUUUUGGACAGCAGCUGCUGCAGUCGAGUCACUAUGCCAGUGUCGAAAUUCAGGAAAAACUAGAAGCAAUGGCGGAGGCUCGUCAAGAACUUGAGAAAGCAUGGAUCCAGCGCCGCAUGCAGCUUGAUCAGAAUUUGGAACUCCAACUUUUCUGCCGAGAUUGCGAGCAGGCUGAAAAUUGGAUGAGCGCUAGGGAGGCCUUCUUAGGUAGUGCGGAUGCUGUAGACAGUGGUGAUAACGUCGAAGCUCUGAUUAAAAAACACGAAGACUUUGACAAGGCUAUCAAUGCUCACGAAGAAAAAAUCGCGGCCUUGCAAACGCUUGCCGAUCAAUUAAUAGCUGCGGAACAUUACGCCGCCAAGCCAAUUGACGAAAGACGUCGCCAGGUUUUGGAUCGUUGGAAGCAUUUGAAAGAUGCGCUUAUUGAAAAAAGAUCUAAAUUGGGUGAAUCUCAGACAUUGCAACAAUUCUCCAGGGAUGCCGACGAGAUGGAAAAUUGGAUCGCUGAAAAGCUUCAACUCGCUACUGAAGAGAAUUACAAAGAUCCUGCUAAUAUUCAAUCCAAACAUCAAAAGCACCAAGCGUUUGAAGCUGAGCUUGCUGCCAAUGCCGACAGAAUUCAGUCCGUCUUGGCUAUGGGCACUAACCUGAUAGACAAACAUCAGUGCGCAGGUUCAGAAGAUGCUGUACAGGCUAGACUUGCUUCUAUUGCAGAUCAGUGGGAGUACUUGACCCAAAAGACGACUGAGAAGUCUUUGAAACUAAAAGAGGCUAACAAACAGAGGACGUACAUUGCUGCGGUGAAAGAUCUAGACUUCUGGCUUGGAGAAGUUGAGAGUUUACUGACUUCCGAAGAUGCUGGCAAAGAUCUAGCAUCUGUGCAAAAUCUUAUGAAGAAACAUCAGUUGGUAGAAGCAGAUAUUCAAGCUCACGAAGAGAGAAUAAAGGACAUGAAUGGUCAGGCCGAUUCCUUGAUUGAGAGUGGACAGUUUGACGCUGCUGGUAUUCAGGAGAAACGUCAGAGCAUAAAUGAACGCUACGAGCGUAUAAGAAAUCUGGCCGCACACCGGCAAGCCAGACUCAAUGAGGCUAACACUCUCCAUCAGUUCUUCCGCGACAUUGCCGACGAAGAAUCGUGGAUCAAAGAAAAGAAAUUACUCGUUGGUUCGGAUGAUUAUGGUCGUGACUUAACGGGUGUGCAAAAUUUAAAGAAGAAGCACAAGCGUCUAGAAGCAGAACUUGGCAGCCAUGAACCAGCUAUUCAGGCUGUUCAGGAAGCUGGAGAAAAACUGAUGGACGUAUCAAACUUGGGAGUUCCGGAAAUAGAGCAGCGUCUGAAACUUCUCAAUCAAGCUUGGGCAGAGCUGAAGCAAUUGGCUGCGACCAGGGGUCAAAAGCUCGACGAGUCACUCACCUAUCAACAAUUCCUGGCCAAGGUUGAGGAAGAGGAGGCUUGGAUCACGGAGAAACAACAGCUCCUCUCUGUGGAAGAUUAUGGCGACACAAUGGCUGCUGUUCAGGGAUUGCUGAAGAAGCACGACGCAUUCGAAACCGAUUUUGCAGCACACGGAGAACGCUGCAAAGAUAUUUGUGACGCCGGAGCAGCACUGGUCGAAGCUGGUAAUCACCGAGCCGAUUCCAUCAGCCAGAGGUGUUCUCAGCUCCGUAACAAAUUGGAUCAGCUGUCCGCCCUGGCAGCCAGACGAAAGGCGCGAUUGAAUGACAAUUCUGCAUACCUGCAAUUCAUGUGGAAGGCGGAUGUUGUGGAAUCGUGGAUCGCUGACAAGGAAACGCACGUGCGUUCCGAGGAAUUUGGCAGAGAUUUAUCAACUGUACAAACUUUACUGACCAAACAGGAAACCUUUGAUGCAGGUCUACACGCUUUCGAACAUGAGGGAAUCCAAAACAUCGCUACCCUCAAGGAUAGGCUUGUGGAUUCAGCCCAUGAACAAACACCCAGCAUUCAAAAACGUCAUGCCGAUGUCAUCGCCAGGUGGCAAAAACUUCUUGCCGAUUCAGACGCCAGGAAACAACGGCUUCUGCGCAUGCAGGACCAAUUCCGUCAGAUAGAAGAGCUCUAUCUUACUUUUGCCAAGAAGGCGUCAGCCUUCAAUUCCUGGUUCGAAAAUGCUGAGGAGGAUCUCACUGAUCCUGUACGUUGUAACAGCAUUGAAGAGAUUCGUGCCCUUCGCGAGGCUCAUGCCCAAUUUCAAGCUAGCCUUUCGUCUGCUGAAGCUGACUUCCAGGCUUUGGCUGCACUUGACAGGCAGAUAAAGAGUUUCAAUGUCGGUCCAAAUCCCUACACCUGGUUUACAAUGGAAGCCCUUGAAGACACCUGGCGCAACUUACAGAAAAUAAUCAAAGAGCGCGAUGUUGAAUUGGCCAAAGAAGCCCAACGUCAGGAAGAAAAUGACAAGCUCAGAAAAGAGUUUGCAAAGCAUGCCAACGCUUUCCAUCAGUGGUUAGCUGAGACUAGAACAUCGAUGAUGGAGGGCUCAGGAUCACUGGAGCAACAGCUGGAAGCAACCAAGCGCAAGGCUCAAGAAGUGAGGGCUCGAAGACAAGACCUAAAAAAGAUAGAAGACCUCGGUGCAAUAUUAGAGGAACAUCUGAUUCUUGAUAACCGAUAUACAGAACACAGUACUGUAGGCCUUGCACAACAAUGGGAUCAGUUGGAUCAAUUGGGAAUGCGUAUGCAACACAAUUUGGAGCAACAAAUUCAAGCCCGCAAUCAAUCGGGAGUAUCUGAGGAUGCUCUUAAGGAAUUCUCAAUGAUGUUCAAGCACUUUGAUAAAGAUAAAAGCGGACGGCUCAACCAGCAAGAGUUUAAGUCCUGUCUCAGAGCUCUCGGUUAUGAUUUACCUAUGGUCGAAGAAGGUCAACCAGAUCCUGAAUUCGAAAACAUUCUCGAUAUCGUCGACCCAAACAGGGAUGGUUACGUUUCCUUGCAGGAAUACAUGGCGUUCAUGAUCAGCAAGGAAACAGAAAACGUUCAAAGCUCAGAAGAAAUAGAGAAUGCUUUCAGAGCUAUCACCGCAGCUGAUCGGCCAUACGUUACAAAAGAGGAACUUUAUGCAAACCUCACAAAGGAAAUGGCAGAUUACUGUGUCGCCCGUAUGAAAUCUUACGUCGAUCCAAAGACGGAGCGACCAAUUACGGGAGCUCUCGAUUAUAUCGAAUUCACGCGGACUCUUUUCCAGAAUUAAUUAUAUACGGAUGAUGAUGCUUUUUUAGACAGCUAAGUAGUCAUAAUGUUUAGCUCGCGGUUAUCCACAUGCUUCUGCGUCAUAAUCAUUCUGAAUAUACGCUAUAUACUACAUAGAAACUGUUAUUUGGAAAACUGAGUAUUCUUGCUAUCUGUAUUUGUAACACGUCUAUUCCAUUUAUCCAGCAAUUCAACGUGACCAAGAGAUGCGCUAUUUUUAAUGUUGGCAAAAAUUUAACAAUGUUUGGUUAUUAUUUUCAAUUAUAUAAAGAUGAGUCUUAUCAUAAUCUAACUAGCAGCUUCUCAGUUGUUCAGAAAUAUUAACGUGUAGAGGCGUGAGAUUUUUUUUAAGGCAGUAGCCUAAUAUUUAUUUAAUGGCAUUUUAAUCUGGUUAAUAAAAUAUGGUCAGCUCA
This is a messenger RNA of Diprion similis, 8001 nucleotides long. RefSeq names its product spectrin alpha chain (gene alpha-Spec). Bases 288 to 7589 code for a protein of 2433 amino acids. Gene Ontology annotation, cellular component: cell projection; plasma membrane; cortical actin cytoskeleton. Gene Ontology annotation, biological process: actin cytoskeleton organization. The record is from RefSeq and is a predicted model, not a curated record. Lineage: Eukaryota; Metazoa; Arthropoda; Insecta; Hymenoptera; Diprionidae. The transcript is spliced from 9 exons. Gene Ontology annotation, molecular function: actin filament binding; calcium ion binding.